AGGGUUUUCUGUAAGCAGAAUUAGAAAGGGGAAUUCCCCAAUACUCUUGGGGGAUUUAAACCCGUCAAAUCAGUUUUACCGUUAGAACAGAAGCAAUGGAAUACGCAGCAGCCACUUUGUUGGUAGCAAUGAUAAUGCCUUUCGGGUCCUUUGGCGACUCCUCGGAUAAUCUAUCGCCUUGUUCUUUUGUGGACCUGUAUAACGCCGAGUUUCAACAAUGCACAGACUCGUCAGGAGGGAACCUACUUCCAACAGACAUCUUUUUUUGGCAAAACCUGCCAGCAUUCACGAUCUGUACGUUUAGAUGUAUUAUUGAUGGGAAAGAUGUUUCUCGAAUUUGUGAAAAUGGUCGAUGGACGGGUCCCAAGUGUAAGUCCUACAGAGUGAAGCGCUUUUGGAGGAGAAGGAGAAGAAGUCCUCCACCCCCUCCCCCUGAUACUACACCUCCUACGAUUGGCUGCCCAGGGAACGUAUAUGUCACAGCUAACCCAUUGGAAACGUCGUCUGUCGUCAGCUGGACGGAGCCCACUGCCUACGACUCCAAGGAUGGAUACUUGGGCACAACAAGGUCUGGUCCCGCACCUGGAAGUCGGUUUUCAGAAGGAGCUACAACGAUUGGGUACUCGGCGCGCGAUAGCGCCGGUAAUACCGCUCAGUGUUCCUUCAGCGUUACUGUCACAGUGGUGCGCUGCCCGCCGCCCUCUUACUCGGGUUCCUACAGCUGUACCGGGGGCACGUCCUACAUAUACGGAGCGUCUUGUUCCUUUGACUGUUCUGCUCUAGGAUACGAACUGAUUGGACAAUCUACGGUCACGUGCCUGUCCUCUGGGCAUUGGAGCAACUCGAUUCCAUCUUGCCAGCGCGUUAACUGUGGUGACCCUGGAGUGCUGACCAAUGGCGUGCCAGAUUUCCCUGGAACUCGGUACGAAGACGUGGUGACCUACACAUGUAAUGCAGGGUACAACAUCACUGGAGAUGUAAACCGCAGGUGUCAGGCUACCGGCCUGUGGAGUGGAUCUCGACCAUUCUGCUGGUACUCCAUCAGUUGUUCUAGUUUCCCUUGUUUAAACGCAGCGACCUGUACUAAUACAUUAGGAGGAUUUAAGUGCGCAUGUGCGCCAGGCUGGACCGGAAGUGUCUGUGAAACAGAUGUCCAACCUCCCGUGAUGUCCAACUGUCAGAACUCUGAAACAAUUUUGACGUCACAACCAGAAGCUGUAGCGUCAUGGAACAUCCCAUCAUUCCACGACCCAAUGGGGAAUCAAAUAAAAGUGCAGUCCAAUUACCCCCUAAAUACAUCUACUUUUCCAUGGGGAGACUUUACGGUCCAGUAUUCCGCACUUAAACUAAACAACGGUCUGCGCACGGAGUGCAACUUUAACUUGUCUGUCAAACCCAUUCCAUGCCCUGAUCUUGUGAUUCCUCCAAACGCUGUCAUGGUCUGUAACGACUGGAAUACCGAUAUGCUGAACAUGUGCGUUAUUGUAUGUCAAUCGGGGUAUUUCGUUCCCAAUGGUUACAGCGAGGAUGUACUGUAUGUGUGCGGAUCCAGUGGGAACUGGUCCCCUGCUGGACCGAUGCCAGAAUGUAUCGCGGGAACCCCAUCAUACAUUCGGAAUGCACCGUCCUUUACAGAUUGUAAUAAUAGCAAAUCCCGGUCGGAACUUUCUUUACAUUUCAUUGAUCUCCUGGAGAGGUCGAACUUCGCUCAUAUUUGUAAAACAACCACUUGUGAUGCAAACAACUAUUCCUGUCGAGCUGGGUGGAGUGACCCAGAUACUGGCAAGAUGGCGAGCGACAAACUUAGGGUGCUGUUGGUUCUAGGAAGUAUCCGAGACGGCAGACAGGGGCUCAAAGUGGCCAAGUUUAUGAAGAAAGCGCUGGCCACCCGAAACCUUGAGGUGAUCUUCUACGAUCUACUUGAGAUGGACUUUCCAACGGUCAAGCAACCAGUACACUUUUACGGACCGGACCGAAGCGGGGCCCCUCAGAUCCUGGUAGAUUGCGAGAAGACGAUACAAGAAGUUGACGCCAUUGUUGUGGUUACGCCGGAGUACAACAACAGUAUCCCUGCGUCACUCAAGAACUUCUUGGACGCCUUCCCCGACAGUGCCUUUGGCUUUAAGCCAAGCGGUAUCACGUGUUACUCACAGGGUACCUAUGGGGGAUUGGGUGCGGCUAUAGCUCUAAGGACCACUCUGGGAAUUCUCGCGUGUCCUUGUGUGUCAAGAAUGUUCGCCAUACCGUACGUACAAAAUGUACUCGAUGACGAUGGGAAUGCACUCGAUGAUAAACUGAACACAGAUGUGAAGCCAAUGCUAGAUCAGCUUGUGUGGGCGGCAACCGCCGUCAGAAAUCACCGGAAGUGUGCUGAACUUCCGGUCUCAUCUUUCUUCGGGAGCUAGUGUCAUCUAUUUUGUUUGUGAUUUGAAAGUUGUCUUUUCUGCAGUGUUGCGUCAGAGCGAUAGAAAAAAAUCAAAGUACUGAAGAACUGACGGGAGUUGAUUUCGUCGAUGUUUAUCUAUUUUAAAAUCAAUGAUAUGUUAUUUUGCAUGACAAGUACAUGUAGUUUCUAAUUUGAAUUACGCCAUUUUUAUAAUAUGAAUUUUUGGACUUCGACAAGAAUGUCGAGAAACACCCAUAUGAAUCAUGUUAAAUAAUAUUUAAAGAUAAAAUUAAUUCAAUCAAACUAUGUAUCAGUAAUAAAAAUAUUUCUCGAAAAUUGUA
Messenger RNA from Magallana angulata, 2727 nucleotides. Its product is annotated as sushi, von Willebrand factor type A, EGF and pentraxin domain-containing protein 1-like. The record is from RefSeq and is a predicted model, not a curated record. The coding region runs from base 96 to 2405 and encodes 769 amino acids. Lineage: Eukaryota; Metazoa; Mollusca; Bivalvia; Ostreida; Ostreidae. Gene Ontology annotation, molecular function: calcium ion binding; oxidoreductase activity. The transcript has 14 exons.